GGUUCUCCUCGCCGUGAUAUCUGACUUCAACAUGUGGACGCUAAUGUUGCUGACUGUCUGCCUCGCCCCUACGUAUGGGGCGGCGGUUAGGGCAAAACCGGAUAACCCGGAGAAAGAAUCAUAUGUUGGCCAUCGCCUGGUCGGCGUGACGCCCACAAACAAAGAACAGGUUGAGUUCCUGCACGAGCUGGGUGAGACCGGCCACCUUGGGUUGGACUUUUGGCUGGACCCAGUGCUGGACCACGAGACACGGGUUCGUGUGCCUCCUAACGUGUACGCCAGGUUUGUGGACCUGCUGACCCAGGCUGGACUGACCCACGUCGUAGUCGUAGAAGACGUACAAGGAAUGAUCGACAACCCACCGGAGCUGGGACAGUAUGACAUGAGCACAUACAACUUUGUCUCGGGGAUAGCAGAUCACACCAAAUACCACCAGCUCUCCCAGAUCAAUACCUACAUAACAGGAUUUGCCAACAGCUUCAGUGGAGUGACUGCAUCCUCCUUAGCUCACAACACAUACGAAGGCAGGAGCACCAGGUAUCUCGAGAUAACUGGUGGCAGCAGUUCGAACAAGAAGCGGAUUGUCAUCGAGGCUGGCAUACAUGCCAGAGAAUGGAUCACGCCGGCCUCCAUGCUGUAUUUUGUUGAUAGGAUGCUUCACGAACGCUCUAACCCCGGAAGCCAGGCAGAAUACCUUUACAACAACUUCGAAUGGUAUAUUGUUCCUGUCACCAACCCUGACGGAUAUUCCUACACACACACCAAUAGUCGACUUUGGAGGAAGAACCGAAACAUCUGCUCUGGUACCAACAGUCGGGGAAUUGACCUGAACCGCAAUUUUGACGCCAACUUCGGAGGGGGUGGUUCUUCUAGCAGCUGUGCAUCAGACACAUAUCGAGGCCCCAGCGCCUUCUCUGAGGCGGAGAGUCGCAACAUGCGUGAUCUGGUCAGCUCCAUCAAGGCGACAAAGGGCGCCAUCUCCGCCUACAUCUCCGUCCACUGCUAUUCCCAGUAUCUGCUCACGCCCUACGGAUACGCCUACAACACUGUACCAGCUAAUGAUGCUGAAAUUAGACGGAUCACAAACUUGGCCCGAACAGCCAUCUUGAAUCGACCCGACGGGAAAAGUUAUGUAGUCGGCACUCCAGCUGAGAUUUUGUACGUUGCAUCGGGAAUCUCCGCCGAUUGGGCCAGGCUCCGAGAAGAGAUUCCAUACACUAUGACCUAUGAACUCCGACCUUCUGCAGGGACCAGCAACGGGUUCGUCCUUCCGACAAGCGAGAUAAUCCCGACUGGAGACGAAGUGUGGGCCUCGCUGUUUGCCAUUGCGUCGGAACUCUAGAUGAAUUCUGACAGCCCAUUUCUGUCCAACUAUUUACCAAAGUUGGCGGUAAUUGGAUAAUUACGGUGGCCCAAAAGCGACAUGGAGUCUGUUUUUCCAUAUUUUGAUAUUUCACUUACUUUUAUCGUAACCUUUUGCAAAUUAACACAAUUGGUCAUACAAAUAUGUAAUAAA
Molecule: messenger RNA, 1516 nt
Organism: Haliotis rufescens (red abalone)
Lineage: Eukaryota; Metazoa; Mollusca; Gastropoda; Lepetellida; Haliotidae
Product: zinc carboxypeptidase-like
Exons: 11
Coding region: 32-1342 (436 amino acids)
Biological process (GO): proteolysis
Molecular function (GO): metallocarboxypeptidase activity; zinc ion binding
Source: RefSeq, a predicted model, not a curated record